This is a messenger RNA of Fonsecaea erecta, 717 nucleotides long. RefSeq lists its product as hypothetical. The record is from RefSeq and is a predicted model, not a curated record. NCBI's taxonomy places the organism in Eukaryota, Fungi, Ascomycota, Eurotiomycetes, Chaetothyriales, Herpotrichiellaceae. Gene Ontology annotation, biological process: peroxisome fission; regulation of peroxisome size. The transcript has 3 exons. Bases 1 to 717 code for a protein of 238 amino acids. Gene Ontology annotation, cellular component: peroxisomal membrane.
AUGGUAGCGGACGCCCUCGUCUAUCACCCUGCGGUGACCCAUUACCUGCGAUAUAUUGCGACAACCGUCGGUCGUGACAAGGUCCUCCGAACGAUCCAGUACUUCAGCAGAUUCUACGCCUGGUACUUGUAUCGCACCAACAAUCCGACAAGCGCCAUCCUGCCAUGGACCACGGUCAAGAAUCAAUUUGGGUUGACGAGGAAGAUCCUGCGUGUUGGGAAAUUCGUCGAGCACAUUCGGGCUGGGUCCGAACUAUACGAUGCGGCCAUCAAGUCAGGCAACGGGGACAAGAUCGUACAAUAUCUGCAGGUUCUGAGGCAGAUUGGGUACGCCGGCUAUAUGUUCUUUGAUAUGAUGACGCUGUUGGACGCAAUGGGAGUCAAGAAGGAUCCUCGGGCGAAGAACAUCCAGGCCACGGCAUACAAAUUCUGGUUCACAGGCCUGGUCGCCAGCGCCCUCGCCGGGGUCUACAACACUUACAAGUUGAGGGAACGCGCCAAGAGCGUCGACGAGAAGGACGCCGAAGCCAAGCUGGAGAAGGUCAAGAUUGCCAGACAACAACAAGCCGUCAAUAUCCAGCUGGUUUCAGACCUCUGCGACCUUACAGUGCCGAGCACGAUGCUUGGAUACACCAAUCUUGACGAUGGCAUCAUUGGUCUGGCGGGGGUGACCAGCAGUCUGCUCGGGUUGUAUGGAGCAUGGCAGAAAACCGCCUGA